CUAAUAUUAAGCAGCCUAACAUGAUGCUUGUUUCUCUCUCUGCUUGCUAAGUGCAUUGUAAGUAGCGCAGAUGUUUUUGGCCCAGUGUUCUUGUUGGGGAACAUUAACGUCAGGGAGCUAAGGUGACUGAGAGGAGGGCUCUGAGUAACUUUCACGUCUGCACGGUGAAAGCAGGGACGGCUAGCUGCUUAUAGGGACUGAGCAACGUCUGCAGUGUUAGUUAUAUAAGGUGUGCUUCAUCUGUCGCUAAGCCCGAGCCGGUUUUUGAACAUAUGCUAGCGAGCUAACUGUUACUGUCAGCUUGUAGCUCGAUUUAAAAACCCUUUUAGCUGGCAAAGUUAUUUGGAAAUUAAUUAAAUCCACGUGUGGACGUUUGAAAAGAUGACAUGCUAUAUUUACCUCUGCUAAAGGGCUACAAAAGUAUGAGAUGAGGAGAGUGUCUACUGCUAACCUCUUCGACUGUGAAGUGAGCUAACGAUUUGGGGGAUAUAAAUGAAUCGGCCACACUUAAGUCACACAAACUGGUAUAAACAACCACAAAUAAGCCAUCUCUCCAAUAAUUGGAUGUUAGAUAAUAAGUUGCAUAACUUUUCUCAAGCUGAUUAAAGCUCAAGCGACCGAGUGUGGUCAUUUAGGACUUAUAUUUUAGACAGGAAUACUUUAACCUUUAAUGGCUUUAUUGUUGUUUGAGUGCAUACCUGCGUCCGAUUAGAGUAACAGGAACCUCUGUCUUGCAUAAUCAAGCUAAUCCACACACCCCACCUCACAUCAGCAAACAAAUGCAAGGGGUAAUAGUUCAUGAUUUGGCCUGGUGCAUGAGGCGCAUAGGAUGGAUGGAGGUCAAGGAUGCUGCCUGUGAACAAACGUUUUUGAUAUGUUGUUACCACUAAACAUUUCAUUACCACUAGACAUUUAAUCUUUAUGGAAAAAUCCAAUUAAAGUUAUUGAUGCCACUUUUGUGUGUGUGUGAAAUAUCUAAAUAAAAAUACACAUAUAACACAUAUAAUGUUUAUUUCAAUUUCAGCAUCAUAGCUGUAAAAUUAUUCUUUCUGCUUAUGGCCUUCAAAUAUGCUAGUGCACGAAAUGCUAUCAAUUUUCAAGAAAAAUCAGGGUGUUUUUUGAAGCUCCAUGCUCCUGAAGUUAGUCAUUAUGAGCUUAAUGAUGUAAUUCAGAUAGUUCUCUAGAUAUAGCAUGGAACUUAAAAAGAUCCACAUAUAUUACAGUCAGCUAGAAUGGGUAGCUUGCCAAUGGGUGCUUAAAUGGCCACAGUCAUCAAAAAUAUGUGAGUGCUGUCUCUUCAGUAGCUGUGGGGAUGGUGACAUCAUGUAGGUCAGGCAAACAAGAAGAGGCUUAUUGCAGAAGUAGGCCAUUGUCUCAAGUCAUACUGCAAAGACCUAAUCUCUACACAGCCAGUCAGUGACCUCAGAGAGGUUGGUAGUAGUUUUUCAUCUCACUCUUUAGCAGCAUGUACUAUGGAAAUCACAAUCACUGCUAAAGCAUACAUCUAUAUACAAAUGUUCUGUUUGCAACAAUGAAAUUACAGAAUUAUAAAAAAUGGCGAAGAAAUGAUCAACAGUUACAUGUUAAGACACACUCUCUUCCUCUUCAAGCAUGCACGUGCGCUCUUCUGUGGGGUGUGCUGUUGAGAAAGUUCAGCAUAGUCAUUGCUUUCUUUGCAUCAGCUUGGCAAAUCCUAAAUUCUUUGUCAGAGAUAAUUUCAGGUUUUUUUUGUAACCCAGACUUUCUGACUCAGUUGAAUGCUCACAAAAAUAGAGUAAUUAAUAAGCCAUUUCACUCUUCUUUUGGACAAAAUGGGCCAUUUAAGUGCUACCCACUUGAGUCGGAGCAAUUACAUGUAAUAAAAAAGAUUAAAGAAAUGAUCAUCAAAAAAAUUAAAUGAUAAAAAGCAACAUUGUUUUUGCAAAUAUGGCAAGAGAGUAAUGCUGCAGAAAAUAAUUUAUUCUUUUGAGUUAAUACAUGAAUGUUAGCACUCACUACAGGCUUUUAUUUAUUAUUUCUCAAGUUUUCCUAAACAUUAAAUACCCCAUAGACACAGUUAAACAUUUUCUGCAUCGCCUGCUGACUAUUUGAAACACACAGUUUGUCACUAUAAUUUCACAGCUUCCUUUAAUGGUAAAGUUAAAAUGCAAAUCAACAGGUUGUAUGUAUAAAACGCAUUCCUUUCUUUUUAAAAUUUUCUGCAAGUGCCACAAUUUCAUUGAUUGUUUGAGUUUUCACUUUAAUAGGAAUACAGAUUCUGUUCUGUUUGAAGAAAAAUGUAUUAUACAUUAAACCUGUUGAAUCUUCUGGCACUGCCAAGUCUGCUUCACACUGCUGGAACUGCUGUGAAUAAAUUACUACAAAAUUCAGUCAGUAAAAGUAAUUUUAGUUAGCUCUGACUGCGCUAAUGUGCACGUUAGAGAAUUUUUAGACGUUAUAUUUUUUCUUUUUUUACUGACUUCUAUCCUCUGUUCCUCUGACACUUUUUGACUGAAGUAGGUAGCACUUGAUCUGUCAACUUUGUGCAGAAGAUGUGUGAAAUGACACAUCAAACGCCCUCUUUUAUAAAUGUUGAGCACUCUCAGAGGCUGAAGCAGAAGUCUGGGAUAACAGAGAAUGUUGGUGACUCCUGUCUUGAUGUGAGUUAUCUGAAUUUGCUUGUUAGUACAUUGUUUCAGUUAUGUGUAAUUCAUCCAGGUUAAAAGAAAACAUCUUUGUGACUCGGAAGGUUGAGGCCAAAGUUUUCAAACUUCCUGAAAAAUAAUUAGUCUCUUGUCAGACCUUCACCUGAGCAUGCUGUUGGAAAAUCAGACUGUGAAGUGAAGUUCCACAAGCUAAUCAAAAAAGGGUGCUUCAGUUUCAGGGCUCUAGAGUGGUUAAUAUUGUUAAGCCCCUUUUCUUAUGAAAUAUGAGUUUUUUUUCUUAAAAUAUUUCUACAAAUAUCUUGCAAAUUUGCUCAAAUACUUUUUUUCUUUUUCUUUUAAAGAAAUUGCUUUUAUUUGAUAAUACGACCCUAUUGUGACAGUGAGUGUUUUUUUUCUUCUUCUCCUUUACACCAAAUGGAUGGAGGUCAUGGUGUAAAGUCACCUACCCUCUCCCUGGGGCUGAUAGGUAUUCAGUGUCUGUCCUAUGGUUGCUUCAAUAGGGCUGAUGUUUGCUGUCAGGGGGAACUGGACACUGGCCUUUAUGGUGAAUGACAGGCCUUCUAAUCAAAGCCACCACUUUCCUACCGUUUGUUUGCAGCCUACAGGCCACAUUCCCUCCACUAGGGGUUACGCUUGGCUACUCUAUGUCAUUGAGGUCAGAGGUACACAGGACUGGAAAGUGAGAGUGACAUUCCAGCUGGGAGAGUCAGACAUACAAGCUCCUUGGCUUGGAAGUGUACAGGCUGUAAAUAGCUGCUGGACCUGGGAGUCAGGGGAUCAACAGGGUAUAAUCAGAGAGAGUGGGGAUGUUAUUGGAGAUUGAGGAGGGGGACAGUCGAUGAGCUUUGGAGUUAUUUUGGGAAGGAUUUUGGUUAGAUGUUCUACUGGACCCAGUCUGUGUCUUUUGAUUUUAGCUUAGCACGACUGGGAGGCUCGCAUGGAGAUCAACAAGAAAGAGGAUAAAGGAGAAGAUGACACUGCAGGCCCUGAGGGGGAGAUGACAAAGGAGGAUGUUUCAGAGCCCGUUGAAGGCGACACGGUCCUGGGCUGCCGCGCUAGACUCUCUUCUCAUCAGCGGCCAGUGAUCCACCAGGUGGCCUCUGCACCCAUGCCCAGUGACUGUGAGUUCUCCUUCUUUGACCCCAGUGAGCCGCAAUGCAGGGAGGUUCUGUUGGAUCCCAGCACUACCAUACCAGAGCUGUUUGCUGUCCUCAGGCAGUGGGUGCCCCAGGUUCAGAAGGACAUUGACCUUAUCGGCAAUGAGAUACUAAAGAGAGGCUGUGGUGUGAAUGAUCGAGACGGUCUGACAGAUAUGAGCCUCCUGCACUACUGCUGCAAGGCCGGAGCCCCAGGCAUUGGCGAUGCAGACACGGCAGCGAGCUUUGCUCAGCAGCUCCUCGCCCUGGGCGCAGAUCCAAACCUUCGUUCGCGGUGGACUAACAUGAGGGCUUUGCACUACGCUGCGUACUUCGAUGUGCCCCAGCUUAUCCGUGUGGUGCUGCAGGCAUCCCAGCCUGGAGAUGUUGAUGCCACCUGCAGUGACUUUGAUUUUGGCACAGCUCUGCACAUCGCCGCAUCCAACCUGUGCACAUCAGCUGUCAAGUGUCUCUUGGAACUGGGAGCCAAUCCUGCGUUCAGAAAUGAAAAAGGGCAGUGUCCAGCAGACGUGGUGCCUGAUCCCCUCGACAUGCCUCUGGACAUGGCUGAUGCAGCAGCCAUGGCCAAAGAGCUCCGGACUUUGCUGAGACAAGCGUUACCCAGACCCAGCUCCCCUCUGCCCCUCACCCUGAAAGCCCAGUCCCUCCCUGCUCUCUCUGAUAAGGCCAGGCUACAGCUCGCCUCCAUGGGAAUCCGUCUAGGUGACCGUGUGAUUAUAGCUGCACAGAAGGUUGGAACUCUGCGGUUCUGCGGCAGCACCGAGUUCUCCGGUGGCCUGUGGGCCGGAGUGGAACUGGACAAACCAGAGGGGAAGAACGAUGGCUCGGUAGCAGGUGUUCAGUAUUUCAACUGUCGAAACAAACAUGGAAUUUUUGCUCCACUGUCCAAGAUAAGCAAACCUUUGGAAAGACAUAAAACCAGCACUACAAAGAAGUCUACACCCGUGCGUCCCCCUCGUCGCAUCGACCUGUCUCGGAUUACUUCCAAGAUUAACACAGGUUUGUCUCCUUCUGUUAAAAACACACCUGAUAAUCAAAAAAGUGCAUCUGGUCCUCAUCAAGACACAGAGGGCGACACCUCAACCGUAAAGACAGGCGUCCUCUCCCGCUCUCUCUCCUCUUCGUCGUCUUCCCUGGACUCUCGACAGGGACCGGGCGCUCGACCCCGUCCGCUGCCCAGGCAACGGCUUCCUGCCAGGCAACGAAGGGAGCGUGUUUCCCCGAGUCCCAGAAUAACACCUUCACCAGCCCUCCGCUCUUCUGCUGGCACCACUGCAGGUUUUCGAAGCCGAACCCCCUCAGGCAGCAGCUCCCUGUGUGAUGGCUCUGAGGUGCGCCUCGGGGAGAGGGUGCUGGUAGUCGGUCAGAGAACUGGUGUGGUCCAGUUCUACGGAAAAACUAACUUUGCUCCAGGACUCUGGUUGGGCAUCGAACUGGACAAGCCGAGCGGUAAAAAUGACGGGUCAGUGGGAGGAGUGAGGUACUUCACCUGCCCACCAAAACAUGGAGUCUUUGCUCCUCCGUCUCGCGUUCAGAGAAUCCAUGGAUCUGUUGAUUGCCUUUCAGAGCUCACUUCCUCGCGCCUCAGUCAUCCUCUAAGUGGGACAAUUCGUCGCAGUUUCAGCACAUCAUCGGCCAUCGCCACUCCGAAGGAGACGAACAGAAGAAGCCCUGUUACCAGGAGUCGUUCCAAUCCUCACCGCCGGCGUUGGAGCACCCUCAGUGGGGGCAGUGGAAGUAUUCCUGGAAGCACCGCAGGCUCAAGUCCCUCUCCAAGCUCUGAUGGGCAGGUCCACCUCCACGUGGGCAUGCAGGUCCUGCUGAGCAGCGCCAAUGAGAUGGCAAUCAUCCGUUACCUGGGCACAGCAGACUUUGCCUCAGGCCUUUGGCUGGGUCUGGAGCUCCGAAGCCCCAAGGGCAAGAAUGACGGCUCAGUGGGCGGCCGUCGCUACUUCAGCUGUCGACCCGGCCACGGUGUGCUGGUCCGCCCCAGCCGUGUCACUUAUCGUGGCAUCAAUGGUUCACGCUUGGUGAAUGAAACCAGCUGAGGUCUGUAGGACGCUUUCUGUUUAUGAUCCGCUCAAAGCAAAAAAAAUUUGGGUGUAAACUUCUCCAUCAUUGCAUUGUGCUCAAUAAUGUUUUCAGUCAUGUGCUGUUGUAACAGGAAUAAAACCAGUUAGUAAGUACUUGUUUUUUAGGAAUUAAAGGGGCCUUGAAAGCACUUUAAAAAGUUAACACUAAAUUCUAAAUAGAAUUUGUUUUGCAAAAUGGGUAGGUGGGUGAGGGGGUCUUAAUAAGACAUUAAACACUGCACUACUUUAAAUGUAAUUGCACUGACAAACAUUACUAUGAUAGAUUAGAAUAGGAUAAAGUGGAUGUUCCGCAUGUCCGCGAGUAAAAAGGUUUUCUAUACCCAAAGCUAAUUUUGAUCACAUCAAAUGAGAUUUUUAUCAGAUAAUUUAAGAGUCCACUAUCUAACCAAAAGAGUGCAUGCGUUUGUGUGUGUAUGUGCGCAUGUUAAUUAAGAGCACUUUGAAACAAGAGAGAAUGAUUGAUUUUUACCACGGUCGCUAUAUGGCUUACAGAUAAUUGGCGGAUACCGAAUCUAAACUGAAUAUUCGCUUUAUGAAUCAAUGAGAAUUAAAAAAGAGAUUUAAUUAAGCUCAGACCUCCAUCAACCUCUGUUAAAAUACAGCUGCAUCAACAGGAAGUGUUUCCUCCUGCGUGCAUCAGUGUCCCCCUCAGACUGUCUGUUAAUUUGACGCAGACAAAUGAUGGUUGUAUUGUGCUAUGGCACAGCAAAAAUCUAUACCCAUCUGACUGUGAUUCCAUUAUGGUUGGCAUCAUACUGAUAACACUUUUAAAGAAGUGAUGGUAUUUGGAUAGAAUAUGACAUGGAAUCAGAAGCUGUUCUUUUAAAAAGUGCAUUAACUGCAGAUGGGAACACACGAGAUGAGUGAAAAGCAGAUUUUAAAGAGACCUUUCACAAUGAAGUUUUAUGUAUGGUUGCUCUGGACUGUAGUGCUAUUUAUUCAUCUUCGACGUGUCUUUAAUGCUUGUUGGCCAGUUUCACAGAUAAUGGCUGUAAAAGUGUCUCUUAAAUAGGAUGGAAGUAGAUGGCACUUGCCCUGUGAUGCUUAAAAUGUCAAAUAAUGUACAUCUGAAAAAUGCUCUUUCCAGAAAUCAUUCCAGAAACUGUAUAGUAAGAGUCAUUCAUUCACCUGUUACUAAAGGCUCUUAUUUGUGACAGGAUGUAAACAUUAAUGGUGCCCUCAUCAGUUAAGCCUGUAAUGUUGGCUAUCUGCAUGCUUUCAGUGACUGGCAAAUGUAGAGAAAACAUAAAGUACAGCCUGAGAUGACGGCGAGGGUAACGUCUGUCUGUAUAUCUAUUCCUCCACAUCGAUAUACUGCGAGUGCUUAAAAUUAUUGAUGAUUAUUUGUAAGAUGUAAGACCGCGCAGUGAUACAUGCAUACUAAAUAUUAUCCCAACCUUUUCUUUGUUCGGGGAUGUAGAUCUGUACUGCAAAGACACUGAGGUUUGAGUUGGAAACGCAUAAUUAAAAAUGGUCUCGGAUGCUGCUCAACUAAUGGAAGAGAAUAAGAGUUAAUAAUAUUCAUGAAACUGACCAGGUGUUUGCUCAUAAUUAUUACCGAGUGUCCGUAUUUUCUUCUUUAUUGAUGCAGAAAAAUGCUGUCACGAACAGUGUGCCUCGAGUCCAUAAUUAUACAUAAUGUGGUAUGCUUCCUCAUUGACCUGUGCAGCGAAGCACAUCCGACACUUGGUAAGAUUUAGGCUAAUUUAAAAGUUGGCUCAUUUUUGUUUAAAGUGGAUUGUUUAUUUAAAUACACUUAAUAAUAACCUCCAAAACAAAAUGACUUGUUUUCUAAAGCAGGUUGCUUUUGCUGCGAAAUAACCUAAUAUUAAAAAAAAGUCUGCCAUGCUAACAAAUUCGAGUAGCUUAAUAUGAUCCAGCACCAAUGUGCGGACGAGUACCUGCUUUUUGUUUUUGUUUGACAGCGUGGCUCUUCAGGAGAAAAUGUUCAGUAGGAGAAAAACAAAAUCCUUCAUGAAACGACUCGCAACAAGAUUUGUGAAUGUUUUUGACCUAAAAGGAUAUGCUUUCUGGAAAAUGGUGCUGCAGAUGCUUUUAGUAUUAAUUCCGUUGUGUUUAAGAGAACGUGGACAUUUCCAAAAGAGACGCGUGCAAAAAUGGCAAAAAUAUCACUACAGGCCACAGGAAAAUGUACCUUUCUGUUCUCUCCUUCUCCUCAGCAUUGUCUAGACUGGUUUUAGCUGCGCUGUGACAGAUUCACAUCUUUUAUCCGUUGGAGGGAGCAUUAAAUCUGUCAGAGCUGUCACACUUUCAAUUUGCAUUAUAACCCGAAUGUGAAAAAGCUCAUUGUGAUUCUAUACUUUGAGCUGACUCCUAUCAUUUUUGAACCGUGUAAUCUGUUAAUGCCAGGUGUUAAAUGUGUGAGAUUUAAAGAGUGUUAGCAAGUGAUCUAAAAGCCCUCUUGAAUGUUCCCACCUUUGGUAUCUAACAGUAAAAUAUGAUAUCAUUGCAUUUGUAGAGUGAUGAAUGGAGCGUAAUUGUAUUUGAUGCUUAAUUAAAGCAGUGUGACACAGGAAAUAUGCAAUCAUCCAGAAGCUUCAAGCGCAGAGUUUACUAUCUGAUUAGAGCCGUGUGAGCAGAGGAGUCAGCGGAGAACAAGCCAUUGAUUGUGCAUGUUGAAAAACAGGCCCAGUAUUCAGUAAAACACUCGUGCACCAUCCAAUUAGGGCGUGUAUGCCACAGCAGCAGUUGUUGAAUCACCAGUGCCCUUCUCUCAUUGAUCUGUCUGGUCAGGCCCCGUCGUGAUUGAGGAGCAGUGGUGGGUAGACACAAGGUUGUCUGAAAUACCCACCACGGUGGAAAAUAUUCCCACUGAAACAUUUUCAGCGCUUACAAAAAGCUUCUCAUUUAUAUUAAGACCACCGCUGUGGUGGUUCCUGCAACAUUUCAGAUCUCAUCUUCAGACUGUGGGUGUUUUCUUUAACUCAAUUCCCUCUACAAAUGUAUUUGAAGUGUGUGGCUGUGUUACACGGGGCUUUGUUCUGAUGCAUUUACAUGUUGUGGGUAAAACAAACAAACAAAACAAAAGUAUUUGUAAAAAUAAAUAAAAGUUUCCAAUUUGACCUCUUAUCUCUUUCCUCUUCUGCUCUUUGCUUUUAUUGAGUGUGUUUGCCUGACAUUCUCAGAUUGUUCACAAAGAGCUGCCUUUAGGGACCCAAAAAAUGAAACUGCACAAGCACUUUGAAAUGGUUACACGUCUGUUCACUUACCAUCCGAUUCCACCGGGGCUCAUCUCCGUCAAAGCUGAAAAGCCUGGUGUGGAGUGGCAUUGUUUGCCAGCCUGGGCACACAAAUUCAGGUUUGAAUGGGAGUGACGUGCGCUAUUAUACUGUGAUUGUGGAACAAAUAGAUGUUUGAAUGGUUGCAUGAAAUUGUUUUCAGUGCUUAUUGUUGCUUAUUUUUAUAGUCCGCACACAACAGGGGGGGAAAGAGGGCAAGGGAGAGGAUCCAGUGAAGCAGCGUCUGCCUGUCCAAACUACUGACCGAGUGAUGGUUUCAAAGGUGAGAAUGAAACGAGACGCGCAGCCAUUGUAACUAAAUAAAUAACUAAAUAAAUAUAGCCAAGUGGUAUUGUCAGACAUUAAAAAAAUACAAACUGAGUGCCAGGAACCCACUUUAGUAAAAAAUGUCACGUUUCAAAUUCAGUCGUUUGUAUUUAUUUGGACAAGCGUCUUCUAUUGUGGAACUCCCAUCGUGAAAAACAAUCCCCUGAUGACUUAAUCUAAUAUUUAUCUCACGCUAAUUUAAAAUAAUCAUCGUUGUGUCUGAUUUGAGGUAAAUGGAGAAGUUGUCAGGUGGGGAAUGAACAGUGUGCUUGUGCUUAAGACUUCAUUGGGAGAAUAAGGGCAUUUUUAUCUUAUUUAAUGUCCAUGAAAACGAAUUGGUGGAUGCAAUUUUAACACAUUGAAUAGUUAUUUUUGUCUGAAACAUUGUGAUGCUUUUGAAUCAAAAAAAUGUUUGUUUUUUAAUGUCGGUAAGGUUAAUGGAAAGUUGCUUUUUUUGUUUGUUUUUUUGCAUUGAGCCACGAAUGACAGAACUUGAGUUGCAAGAUGCAGAAUCUGCAGAAGUAAAUGGAUCAGCUGACAGAGAGAAGCCUGGUUAUAUCUGGUCUGGUGUUUAAUUGCAUUAGAACAAUUGUUGUUCAUCUGUUACCAGACCAAUAUUUGUAAUAGAUAAAAGAAACUGUGUAGUAGAAUAAACACAAAUAGAGCCAAAGUAAAUAGAACUCAUGAAAAGAGCCUCCUUCGUCACCUUAGGUCUAUGGAGGGUUAAUGGUCUGACUGCACUGUAUUAAGUGGAACAAGUAUUUGUUCCACUUAAUUACUUCUGAUCUUAAGGUUAUAACUUAUAACUGGUUAUAGCAAACACAUAACCAAAUAAAGGGAACCUUAAAUGGAGAUAGUGCCGUAUUGCUGAACCUCAACUUUAUAUGCAUCCUGAAGGUAGACUGUGUGACAGGAGUCCUUACACCGAGGAUGUCACUUUUACUAAAUUCUUUAUGGAUUCUCUUCUGUUUUGAAAAAGGGGAACAAAGUGCACAUACUGUGCUACAUUAUUGUUGCUAUUAGUGCAAGUGCUUAUGUAAAUGACUUGUAAAUGUAAAUGGAGGCACUGGAGGCAGCUUGCAGAGAGCUUCAGUUGAUGGGCAAAGUUUUGAGAAAUGCAGUGAUGCUUCUGUUUCUAGCCUCUCUGCAUGGUGAUGUCUUUGUCGCCUAAAAACAUAGCAGCACAAAUGCUUUUCAUCUUGAAUAUAGCCUUUUGAAAUGAUGAAAGGGCCUCCCUGGAGCACACAAUGGCGCUGUUUAACUCAUGCCCCACUGUGUGAAAUACUUGGGCAUUAAAGGUGCAUGCUUAUUUUCAGAUAAUGGAAAAGCAUCAGAAGAAUUUGAUUUGACUCAGGUUAUGUUUAUGGAAAGGUUUACCGUUUUGGAGGGUUGUGUAAACCAGUGUAGGAUGCUUUUGUUUUUUAAGAUUUUGGCUGUUGUCAUUUUAUGUUAAGUGACAUGAGAAUGCAGGUUGCACAGAUGCAUGAGAGAUUAAACUGCAGCACAAACUUCUGUGAUUGGCUAUUACCACAACUAAUCAUGCAACGAGUCAUAUUAUUUCCCAGAUAAUUGCAUUAAAAUGCUCCAAAAGACUCCAACACCACAAACACGCUUGAUAGGUUGGGUUCAGAGAGUCAGAUUAAGUGAGGUAGAUCCCAGCAGGUAAUAAAUUCACUCACUUUACAGCAGUGCCAAAGGAGGAAAUUACCUCCUGAGACUAAACUGUUUGCACCAGGGGGGAGGCUGGCUGCUGUAAAGUCAUGCAUCUUACCAAUGUACACAAAAGAUGGCCGGAACUACCAUGAUGUACCAUGACAUCAUCCAAUGUCCUUUGGGUCCUACAUUUUAAGGGCUUAACAUUAAGGGUUGCUUUUUUGUUUGUUUGUUUUUGUUUUGUUUUUAAACCCGUAUCUGUUAAUUAGUGCUUAGUAAAAUUAAAAUACUAGAAUUUUCGUGAGACUAUGAAGCGAUACUUUCAAACAUGAUGGAUCACACAACUGGCACAGCUGGCAUGUAAGGAAUAUGAUUUGCUAUUACGAGCUAAUGUACACUGUCAGCUGCACAGGCCUCUACAGUUGUAGGCAUGUUUACACUGCAGGGAUAAUCCUGCUGCGGCCUCCGUGCACCCCGUCGGCUGGCUUACGUGCAAUAAUGACCAGUUCUGUACAUAAUCCAUGUUAUUACACAGCUACUUUACCAAUGAGUGGUAAUGAUUUGACACAAUUUAUUUUUAUUAUUAUUUUAUAUUAAUCACCCAACCAUUAAUGUAGUCGUAGAAACACUUAGAAUUAAGCAGAAAGUGCAUAGUGCUAGCCUCAAAUCCAUGGAUCUUAGUCUCAUAUCUCUCCUGUCUACUGACCUCAUUAUAUCCUGGUGUUUCCUCUUUUUCAUGCAUGCCACGCUGCUUUUCAUGCUGAUUACUGCAAUGCUUGAGGCUUUUUGGAGAACAGCAGCUCUGUCCUUGUGUCAAACAUGGAGAAAGUUUCAAACAGCGAGGUCAACAUUCUCCCAAGUAAUCCCUGAGAGCAAAAGCUCAGUCUUCACACUGCUCUCAACACUCAGUUUCAGAAAAGUGUUUUCUACCCUUGGCUCUGUAUGAUAUCAAUAAGUGUGCAUAUUCCUUGUGUUAUUAUUGCAGACGCAUAAACCCCACCCACCUGCAGCCAGUCAGACAAGCGAUUGGUUAAAAUGCAAGGAAUGAAGCUGAAAGGGUAGCUUCAAGAUAACAACAGAUUACUACAGGAGCUUUAAAGGAUUUACAGUUUAGUGUUCAAGAAUUCAAAUAUGAUGCUAAAAAUUAGAUUAACACCUCUCUGUGUGCAGGAAAUCAUAACGGCAGGCACAAAUCACAUGGCUGCCUAGUUGAAUCCCAGAUUAGGAGCUUUGUUCACGCUUUAUCUCAUGUUUUGUCUCUCUCUACAUCUGUCUACUGUCACAUAAAGGAAAAUAAAGGCUGCGCUCCAGAUUGGCUGAGCUGUGGUAAAUCACAGCGCUGUUGGUCUUUGCCAGCUGUCUUUUUGUGCAACUUCUUGAAGUAAAUGCUCAGCUAAUUUCUUUUUCCGGAAGACCACACAGGGUGCCAGGCCUGCCUGUACUUGAGUUCAGUCUGACGUUUUUUUUUUUUUAAACGACUAUUCACACAGGUCCAAUUUUAUUUUGCUGUAGUGGGCGAGAAUAGCAGGAAUCUGUUUUACAGGACACGUUUUACUUUUUAUUUUCUUGUUCAGAAUUUAAACCAAACCCGUUUCUGACACUUGUGUAUGUAAUUAGGAUGUGUGUGAUGUACUGGAUAGAAAUGUCGCAUGUCAUCUUGCAGCCAUCUGUGGAGUUUGUUUCCAGGACAUGUUGUUGACCUUUUUGCUUUGUGAUAAUAUUAUUUGCGACUUUGAAAUAUUAACAUAUUAUUGAAAGAAUAUUCAGAACAGAGAGUCCAAACUGUCUGUGCCGUUUGGCGUCUUUGUCUGCCUGAUGUAAGAGCUCAUGGCAGCUUGUAAAAGAGUCUGUUAUCUCGGAGCAAAAUUCUUAAGUUACAGCAUUUGUUGGAACUAAGGUCAGACUGAAUGUCAGUGAAAACCAGCCUGGCAUCUUUAUAAGCACCAUUUCAUUUUCUCAUGAAUUGUCUGUGGAGACUUGUCGUGCCCUUUUGUUCCUCCAUUUUCAGUUCUCCGGUACUCCCAAAGAAGUCUGGUUUCUUUAUCGAGCCAUCGCACAGCUUUUGUAUUAACACAGUGAACACAUUUAAGAUAUUUCUUUUAUACUGUUUGUGUAGUCUGUUGAUGACUUUUUAGUUGAAAGACUGUCUUUUUUUCAUACCUCAAGAGCAGUAAAAUCUAUCCACCACUUAUAUGUAGCAAAAUAAGUAAUGUAGACCUGCCGAGUCAAAGUGGAGUCUCUGCCCUCGCUUAUUAAAUGUUAGUGAGAGAGACAAAAAUCCAUAGUCUGAAAAUUUGACCACCAGCGGACUGAUGGCAUUGAGUUUGAGCUUUGCAGACCCACGUCUACAUGUUAUCACAAGAGGGAAGAGUCAAAAAUAUGUGAAACCACUGGUAAUGUGGGCUACUGUUGUUCAUGUUUCUGUUAUUGUCUCUUUAGCUUAGCCUUUUUUGAACAGGAGAUACAAAUAAGGAUAUACAGCCUUGAGCCACCCUGCUUUUCUUUUCUGGGAAAUAGUGCACUUAUUUUAUUGAAAUGUAUCCAAACAUGCAGUAUUCAAGGAAAAAAGUCAGUGUUUGGGAUGACCACCUUUAACUUUUAACACAGCCUGAAGUCUUUUGGGCAACUUUCUAGUAAUUACUUUAAGGAAUCUUCAAGAAUAGUUCUCCAGGCUUCUUGAAGGACGUUCCAAACCUCUGUUUUGAAUGUUCUGCCUUUUGUUUCAUUUUCUUUCAAGAUGAUCCCACACUGCUUCAGCAAUGUUGGGGUUUUCCCACACUUGGUUUGUUUCUGUCAAUGGUACACUCCGCUGUGGCUGCCUUUCAUGUUCAAGCCAAGUUUUUAACCAAACAGCAGUCGACGUACUGUACACCUGGUGUCAUCACUGGUGAGAAUUCAACCAACAAAGAGGCUACAGCUACAACAGUCCUUCUCUUUGCAUAACCACAUUUCUGUGCAAACUCAGGACCGUGAAUCUCGAACAAAUCUUAUCCCCAUACAAGUCAGACGGGAGGCUUCAUCACUAAGCUUAAAUGGCUGAGGCCAGUGGUUAGUGCAUAAAUCAAGGAAACUGCAAUCAUUCUGCUACCCCACAGGCUGUGCAAUCAGAGUAAAAAUCAGAUAUCUAAUCCAUUAUUUUAAAGACCUGAAAUUUCCAUACAUUACCACUCUGUUUGGUGCAUCAUCCAUAAUGUGGAUCAUUUUAAAAUAUACUGCUGACUGUAUUCAUUCGUGAACAGUGUAUUUCCACCGCGGACAGCUGACAGAUUGGUGAACGCCGGGGUGAAUUAAUAACAUUCAAAUGUACCGUAUAAGCAGGCUGUUUAGAGCCGAUGGAAGGUAUCAAUAAAGAUAAAAAAUAAAUAUCUAAUAAAGUCAGAAGAUAUUAAAAUGCUGAGUCAUAAACGGUUAACAACUUAUUAAUAUUCUGCAAAGGUGUUUUUUUUUU
Haplochromis burtoni (Burton's mouthbrooder) is the source of this 14562-nucleotide messenger RNA. RefSeq names its product CAP-Gly domain-containing linker protein 4. The transcript has 16 exons. Lineage: Eukaryota; Metazoa; Chordata; Actinopteri; Cichliformes; Cichlidae. Gene Ontology annotation, cellular component: nucleus; cytoplasm; microtubule plus-end. The coding region runs from base 3583 to 5850 and encodes 755 amino acids. The record is from RefSeq and is a predicted model, not a curated record. Gene Ontology annotation, biological process: cytoplasmic microtubule organization. Gene Ontology annotation, molecular function: microtubule plus-end binding.